CUCGGCGUAACGUCAGCGGUAUCUACAUUUAUCAAGUGAUAGAAAUUUUACUGUUUGUUGCUAAGUGUGCUUCACUCCUACGUAAAACAACUUAUAUAAUAUUUGUUAUCAUUUAAAAGGGUAGUUACAGAUCAUCAAUCAAGAUGCCGAGUAACGUUAAAGAAGGUUUUUCUACGAAAGCUAUUCACGCUGGCCAGGAUCCAGCACAAUGGAAUCAUUGGUCGUUGGUUCCACCUUUAGUUAUGUCUACUACUUUCCAACAGAGUCAUCCAGGAGAACAUCAUGGUUUCGAUUAUGGUAGAAGUGGUAACCCGACGCGUAACGUAUUGGAAACGUGUUUAGCAGCAUUGGAAGAUGGAAAGCACGGUUUUACUUUUUCAUCGGGUUUGGGAGCCAUCACAGCUAUAACCGGUUUACUCGAAACUGGAGAUCACAUAGUUUCUGGAGAUGAUGUCUAUGGCGGAACUAAUCGUUUUUUUCAAAAGUGCUUAGUUAAACAAGGUAUUAAUGUAUCUUUUGUGGACCUGACAGAUACCAAAAACCUCUUGGCUGCUAUACAACCAAACACCAAGAUGGUUUGGUUGGAAACACCUACGAAUCCUCUAUUAAGAUUAGCAGAUAUCGAAGAAAUUGCCAAAGUUUUAAAAUCCAAACAUUCAGAUAUCAUUCUUAUCGUCGAUAAUACAUUUCUCACGUGCUAUUAUCAGAAACCAUUAGAACUCGGAGCAGAUUUUGUAGUAUAUUCCCUAACUAAAUAUAUGAAUGGACAUUCGGAUAUUAUUAUGGGUGCAGCGAUUACAAGUAGAGAUGAUUUAGCGGAGAGACUUCGUUUUCUACAAAAUGCAAUGGGUGUAGUUCCAUCGCCUUACGAUUGUGCUAUGGUUAAUCGUAGUUUAAAAACAUUAGAACUUAGAAUGCAACAGCAUAUGAAAAAUGGAUUAGCUGUUGCCAAAUUUUUGGAAAAACAUCCUCAAGUGGACAAAGUUAUUCAUCCUUAUUUACCAUCUCAUCCGCAGCAUCAACUUGCUUUAAAACAAUCGACUGGUCACAGUGGCAUCGUUUCCUUCUAUAUUAAAGGAAGUGCUCAAAAGUUUUUGAAAAGUCUUCGUUUAUUUGCUUUAGCAGAAUCACUUGGUGGUUACGAAUCUUUGGCGGAAUUGCCAAGCGUCAUGACACACGCUUCUAUUCCCGAGGCCACAAGAAAUGAAUUAGGAAUCACGGAUCAGUUAGUUCGUUUAUCUGUUGGACUUGAAACGGAAAAAGAUUUGUUAGCGGAUCUUGACCAGGCUUUAAAAGCUUCUCAAUGAUAUCACAAAUAUAUUCUAUUUUUUAA
Messenger RNA from Polistes dominula (European paper wasp), 1333 nucleotides. It is a transcript of the gene Cth, whose product is annotated as Cystathionine gamma-lyase. Gene Ontology annotation, cellular component: cytoplasm. Gene Ontology annotation, biological process: transsulfuration. NCBI's taxonomy places the organism in Eukaryota, Metazoa, Arthropoda, Insecta, Hymenoptera, Vespidae. The record is from RefSeq and is a predicted model, not a curated record. Gene Ontology annotation, molecular function: cystathionine gamma-lyase activity; pyridoxal phosphate binding.